Molecule: messenger RNA, 9544 nt
Organism: Hippoglossus stenolepis (Pacific halibut)
Lineage: Eukaryota; Metazoa; Chordata; Actinopteri; Pleuronectiformes; Pleuronectidae
Gene: tet1
Product: tet methylcytosine dioxygenase 1
Exons: 12
Coding region: 744-7352 (2202 amino acids)
Biological process (GO): oxidative demethylation; positive regulation of transcription by RNA polymerase II
Cellular component (GO): nucleus
Molecular function (GO): zinc ion binding; DNA binding; DNA 5-methylcytosine dioxygenase activity
Source: RefSeq, a predicted model, not a curated record
ACCCUCCUCCCUCCCUCCCUCCCUCCCUCCUCAGCCGAGGACGGGGUUCGUGUCCAGCGGAGACCGAGGGCUUGCGUCUGGUGGAGGGAGAGAGAGUGAGCGGGGGGGGCUGGCCCUGGGUGGAUUUGACACAAGAGGGAUUUGCGUGUUAAACGGGUGUCGCGCAACGCUAUUAACAAAACGAGCGGCUGGGUGCGUGUGGCUCCUCUGUGUCAUGUCCGUGCGUCAGCGUCGAGAGAGCAGCGAGCUCGGUCUAUAUUUGCCGAGGAGGGAAGCGGAUCCACGGUGUCGCUGGUGUCCGGCCGGAGCGGAGUAUUAUUAGCAGCUCGCACCGUGUGUCUCUCGCUGGUAUGUCAAGCAUUCGUGCCGUCAACGUGUGUGUGUGGGGAGAAAACCUCCCGGGCAACAACACAACACGCACUAAAGUCAGGUUCCCGCUGGUUUGUAUCCACGCGGCGCUUUGAACGACAGCGGUCAAGUGCAACAACAACAACAACAACAACAACAACAACAACAUAAUAACAACCAGCAGCAGCAGCGGCGGUUUUUACACGGUCAUGCACUGUAAUUACACACCAACAGAACCAUCCUGUUCUUCAGUUCAGGAAUAAACACACUAAAAAAAGGGAGCUUCAUUUUUUUUUUUUUUAAAAGGAAAAAAAACUUGUGUGCUGACCAAAAGAUAAACAUUCACUUGGCUCCCAUGCUGGCUCCCAGGAAUCCUCUCCUCCACACCCUCAGCCAUGCCUGCCACCACCAAAACCGCCAGGAGACAGACACCUGCUCAGAGAAAAAAUGCCCAGAAAGUGAUCAGCACUAAGAGGAGAACUUGUAACUCAAAUAAACCCCAGGGAGCAGCGGCAGAGAGACCCCAGAAAACACCUGCAGAACCCAAAAGGUCAACACCCAGAGCACAGGCACAGUCAGGCCAAAGCACCCGUGGAAGAGGAGUCGGUGGGCCUGCUGGCCGUGGCCCUGGGGGGUCCCCUGGCAGAGUUAACUAUGCCCUGAAUAAAACAGGAUCUGCAAGGCUUAGACAGCAGAACAAUCUGCCCGACCUGUGUGCUGAGUUACAGCACCCCCCAGGGCGAAGGGCAUCCCUGCGGGGCACUCGGCUGUCCGUCCCUCCCUGCCAGCCUCCUAAACCUCGUGGAAAAGGGAGGAAGAGCAGGGGGGGCGCUGGGAGAGGAGCAGCGUCACAGCUGAGGAGCACAAGAAGCCGGCCCUCAAGCACCAGCAUCAACGAUUCAACUCCAGACGAGGAUGAGGAGGAAAAUUUGAAACCGGACACCUGUGAUGUCGAUGAAAUCCUUCCAGUGUCUCUAAAGACGAAUUUUGAAGUUCCUGCGAGUAUCAAAGAUCAGGGUCCAGGGGUCAACAAUGCAAAAGAGGGCAGCCCUCUUAAAGCAGACUCGCCACCAUGUCACGACACACUGGAGGAUUGUGUGCAGGGCAGCUGUGCCAGUACUAAAACCCAGCAAGACAAAAAGACUGCCGAUGAGGGUGACCUGCUGUGUAUGACUGGAGAACCUGUGUGUGAUGAUGCUGACGGACAGCUGAAACUCUGCGAUGACGGAUGUAAAGACAGCACCUCUGAGCCCUCUGUGCUAACCAGUACUGGCUCACCAGGGGGGCAGGGGGCCAGCGACGGAAAUGACACUUCACCCGCCGUUGGACACAAGAUUGAUAAUCUUGGCAGCGAUGGUGAGCAAGAUGAUGAGUUUACCAUCCAAGAGGAAGGUAACACGUUGGACUUGAAAGAGAACAGGGCAGGUGAAAGAAUGAUAGCUGUCACAGAGGGAAAAGAGGAGAGAAGAGAGAGUUUCCAGGCAGAUGAAGCCUUCAAGAGACUCGACGAGACUGUGGAAGAGAUGGAGGAGGUCGUUGAGAGGCUGGGGAACGGUGAGGGAGAAGAGAGCGGGACUAAAGAAAAGGAGAAUUAUGUAUCUGUCAAAGCUACUGACCUCCACCCCGGCACUCCAGCCUCUCAACCUGUAGAUCCUCCUUGUUCUAACAAAGGCCCGACAGCGCUGUCAGAAUCACCUGCAAGUGUGCUACGAGUCUCCAACACAGCUACCUCAAAUCCAACCAAAGCCCCCUCCUCCACGUCAGACUCCCUUUAUUUAGAAGCUCUGAACAAGGGAAAGACAGACAUGCAACCUACCACUUGUGGUGCUAAACCUUACAUCCCAGAGUCCUCGGCGGUCCCUGAAACUACCCUGAUGUCGCAGACUGUUCUUGUGAAGAGAAACACGCCGGUUAUUAUCCAUAGUGACUCCCUUAAACCUAGAAGCUUGAGGGAUUUGAGUCAGGGGGAGCCACACAGACUGCAGAGGCUAGACAUCCCUCCUCCUCAGGGAGAAAGACGAGUGUGCACACCAGCGGAGACGAAGACCAAAGAUGGUGAAUCCAAUCCGGAGCCAUUGGAUUUCCGCAGCCAGAAAGGGACAUCCUUGCUGUCACUGUCCCCGGUUCCUCAGUCGAGCACGGGUGCCCUCACGGCUGAGUGUGAAUCAAACCUUAGCAAGGACGGCGUUGUUGCAGCAGCGAUGGAGCCGGACCCGGUGCCAAAGAUCUCAACUCCCACUCUGGACAGUAGCUCCACCUUGUCCUGCAGCUCGGAAAGCACUCAUUCCUCUUUUUCGUUUGACACCGAAUCAGACGCAGGGUAUGGAGAGCCCAGCCCCUCUGUUCUACCCAGAUCGUGGGGGCCAGAUGGGGCCUGCUUGCCCUCCUGGACUGCUCCUAAACCACACAGGAAAGAGAAGAAGAAGCGCAGCAGGUGUGGGAUGUGCGAGCCGUGCCUGAGGAAGAUCAACUGUGGCCAGUGCAGCUGCUGCCUCAACCGCAGGACCGGCCACCAGAUCUGCAAGCUGAGGAAGUGUGUGGAACUGAGGAAGAGGAGACCUUCAUCUCCGCUCACUCUCUCUGCGGCACAGGUGGUUCCAGAAAGUGGGUCGUUAAAUGGCAAAGGCACAGCACAGAUGGAUGAUACCCACACGGCAGCAGAGGAGGAUGAGGGGGAAGAAGGCCACAUACCUCAUACACAAUCUCCACCCGUCAACCACCUGCUCACCCACAACCUGGCCUCGGACCAAUUUGGACGUCCGGCACUUAUUAAACAAGAGCCCGGGGUGGAGCUGCCCAGCUUUGCACUUCACCAACACGUAUGCUCUUCUGUGACUUUUCAGAAUGGUUCUGCUGAGAACCUGUCUAUACCUAACGGUGCUAAUAUGACCACUGGGUCAAACUCUGAUCUGAAGCCUGCAUUUAAAAGAACUAUAAUGGCAUCAGAGGCUCAAAGGACUAUAAUAGCCUCAAUUCCUAAGGACUGCUCUGAAAACGGACCCAAGAUGCCUCCAGAUGACAUGUCAGUUCCGCUAAAGAAGAUCAAGCUGAAUGAGCCAUGGAUGUGGAUCACUGAACAGGCCACCACGCAGCUGAGGGAUGAAGAAGAGGUCUGUGAAGACCCGCUGUCCACACUGGCGGCUGUGGUGUGUCUGUCUGUAACAGAGAGGAAGGGACUGGAGGAGAAACUCUUCUGUUCGCGUUCUUCCAUUCUUCGCACCAUCAAAACAGAGCCACCAGACUUGCACUUUGUCAAAAAGGAGCCAGAGGACUUGAAGAACGACUUGUGUCAGAAAAGCACUCCUGUUAACCUGCAAAGGACUCCACAACCUAUGAAAAGUGAACCUUCUUCUAGUGUCUUGCUACCGAGUGUGCAGUCUUUGGCAGAGAGGAAAAAUCUAAGUUUUGAUCAGGCAAUUGCUAUUGAGGCCUUGACUCAACUGGCAGCUAUACCUGACAGCACCCUAAGGUCCAUUAAAACUGAAAGUAAGUGUGAACAUCCCAUUUCUACUGUUGCCCCGUUUUCAACCCCUUGUACAAAUACAACCUCGCAAGAAGCCAAACCCACUGGGGCUAUCCACUACAACAAAGUCUCGGUCAUAAGCUCACCACUACACCAGACGUCAGUCAUCCGCCCCCCAGUGGCCAGACAAGGGAAUGUCAUCCAGUGCUCUUGGGGGACCAACUCUUACUCAAAGCUGUCUCUGCAGGAUCUUUUAGAGGCCAGCUCAGACAGUGAUAAAGCGCCCAGCGGGAGGACAGAGCAGCGUUUUGGUGCUCACAUCAUCAAGUCUGAAUGUAGCUAUAAAGAUCCCUGUGAGAUGAAGUUUAGUAAAGAGCGCGAGCGCUUGUUUGGGGAGGACAGAGACAGGGUUAGUAAAGCAGGUAGAAACAGAGAUGAAGAGGAGGUGGCAGCUCAGCUGGCAGACCUGGCUUUCAUCAUCCAGGCCCGACACAGCCAGCGGUCAGAGAACAACCCCCCGAAAGGAACACCUGUGUCAGCAAUCAAAUACAACUACAACUCCCAGAUGACCCCCACUCAGAAAAAGACCCCCAUAAAAAAACCAAGGGCUACACCCGCCAAACCCAGAAAGAAGAAAGUAGCUGACGGACAAAAUGAGGGAGUCAGUCGCAGGACCCCCCUCUCAAAACGCAUGGCAAACGGAGAGACGCCCCAGAGGAGCAGAGGCCAGAAGAUUCUGCCACAGGGGAAAUUAGGCCUUCACCAUAAGAGAAACCUGUUUCUGCCUCAGGCUCAAAUUGACCUGAAGAGAUACUUGGCUGAGGCUCAAGAGGAAAGGAGGCAACUCAUCCAUCACAGUAACCCACACAGUACAGCCCUCAUAGGGCCACAGACCCCGAGCUACAGUAAUCUCACAAGGAUCAUUCACACUAGUGUUCAAGAAAACCAGCCGUGGUCCUACUCAAAUGGGUCAUUCCCCCAACAUCAUCCAUGCAAUGGUCACGCUGCAGGACCGGAGUGCGAAAGGCAUUUGUUAUCUCAGGUAGCGCAGCCCUGUGGUGGGCUGCAGCACGGUGCUCAUCCUAACAACAGCCCAGCCAAUAACGCUUUCCUCAGCCACAGCACUGGGCACCAUGGUCUGGUUAAUGGCUUCUCAGGGGCGCCGCAGUCGCCUCCUCCAAGCCAGCAGGGCUACUACAAGCUGGAGAGGUCAGGACCUGUCACUGUCCUGUCCACGUCUACUGAAGCUGAUCUGGGCCACUCUGCAGAGUCGACUCCAUCCAAGAACAGCAUCAACAGCUUCCUGGAGUCUCCAGUGAGUUUUAUGGAUACCCCGAUCAAGAACCUGCUCAAUACACCUUCCAAAAAACUGGCUGAUCUUCCAUCCUGUCAAUGCAUGGACCAAAUCAUUGAAAAGGAGGAAGGCCCUUACUACACUCACCUUGGGGCAGGACCUAGUGUUGCUGCAGUGAGAGAACUGAUGGAGAACAGGUACGGCGCCAAAGGAAAUGCAGUGAGGGUGGAAGUUGUUUCUUAUACUGGGAAAGAAGGAAAGAGCACCCAGGGGUGUCCAAUCGCUAAAUGGGUGAUCAGACGUGGCAGUGAGGAGGAGAAGCUGCUGUGUUUGGUCCGCAAGAGGCCCGGGCACUUCUGUGACGCUGCCGUGUUGGUGAUCCUCAUCCUGGCUUGGGAGGGAGUCCCCCGGCCGGUGGCGGACCACCUCUACCGGGACCUCACGGACUCGCUUUUUAAACACGGCUCCCCCACCAGCCGUCGCUGCGCCCUAAAUGAAGAUCGGACUUGUGCAUGCCAGGGUCUGGACCCAGACACGUGUGGAGCGUCGUUUUCCUUUGGCUGCUCCUGGAGUAUGUAUUUCAACGGCUGUAAAUUUGCCCGCAGCAAAGUGCCACGCAAGUUUCGACUGCUCGGAGACUGCAAAGAAGAGGAGGAGAAAAUAGAGAACAACCUCCAGAGUCUCGCCACCGACCUGGCACCUCUCUACAAAAGACUGGCUCCUGAGGCCUUCCAAAACCAGGUGGAACUCGAGGAGUCAGGGGACGGAUGCCGGCUGGGAAUGAGGAAGGGACGUCCGUUUUCCGGAGUCACUGCCUGUGUGGAUUUCUGCGCUCAUGCUCACAAGGACACUCACAACAUGAAUAACGGCAGCACUGUGGUUUGCACUUUAACCAGGGAAGAUAACCGUGCAGUGCGUAGCAUACCAGAAGAUGAGCAGCUCCAUGUUCUGCCACUCUACAAGAUCUCUGACAGGGAUGAGUUCGGUCAGGCUUAUGGCCAGUGGGCCAAAGUCCAAAGUGGUGCUCUGCAAGUUCUGUCUUCCUUUCCCCGAGAGGUGCGUCUACUGGCCGAACCAGUGAAAUCAGCCCGUAAGAUAAGACAAGAAGCUCGAUUGAAGUCCCAAGCAGAGAAAAUGAGCAAGAAGCUCGGGCUGACUCCUCUCACUCCUGGGAAAGUGAAAAGCGAAACCCCCAACAAAGAGCCACAGGGCUACUUCAGCUCAUACAGACAACCACCCAGACCUGCCAGCGUUGGAAGAUAUCUACCGGAGAGUAGCCAACACAGCACUUACAGUCAGAGCUCCAGCAACUACCCCGCUCCAGGUGCAGGGGUCACCCCACAGAGGGAGGUUAUGCCCCCCAGCCACCCCGGCCUGCCUGGGCUCCCGUUUGGACAGAAUGGCCCGGCUCUCAACUAUAAGACAAUGAGUGACGGUGUGAACGGUUACUCUCAGACACCUGGUGACCAGAGUGUCCAGUCAGAACGUAUACCUCUACAUAAUGCCCUUAGUGACUACCCCUCUCCCUUUAAAACUGAGCCCAACGAGGUGCACUGCUCUCCUCUGCGCAGACCCUCCCCCAGCGGGAGUGCUCCUCCUCCCUCCUCCUUCUCGCCGAGACCUACCUCUGAGGGCCUCUUCAGCAGGCUCAACGGACUCCACAGGGCUGCAGGAGAUGUCGCGGCAGAGGUCAGGGGUCAUGGCUUCCCUGCCCUCUCAACUCUCCCCCUCCCCCUACAACCUCCCCAAAUCGAACCAGAGGAAAUUAAGCAGGAGGAGGUGUGGUCAGACAGCGAGCACAACUUCCUGGACAACGACAUAGGCGGAGUCGCCGUGGCACCGUCGCACGGUUCCAUCCUGAUAGAGUGUGCGCGGCGGGAGCUCCACGCCACCACCCCUAUCCUCAGGCCAGACCGCAGCCACCCCACCCGCAUCUCCCUGGUCUUCUACCAGCACAAGUCUCUGAAUGAGCCAGGCCACGGGAUGGCCAUGUGGGACGCCAAAAUGGCCAAGAGGGAACGCGAAAGGGAGGAGGAGGCAGAGAGAUUGAGGAUGGAGGAAAGUCUCGGGCAGAAUGGCAAAGGAGGUGGGGAGCUGGAGGAGGAGACGGGGGAGGAGGCAGGGGAGACGAGGAGGACAAUAAUUGUCCCCACACGCCGAGCACUGACUCUCCCGAGGGACGGCGUCAUCACCGUGUCCCCCUAUGCUCUUACUCAAGUGACAGGGCCCUACAGCCGCUGGACUUAGUCGACAUGUUUUAAACACACAAACACACACACACACACACACACACACACACACACACACACACACACACACACACACACACACACACACACACACACACACACACACACAGAAAACUCCCUGUGCUUCUGCCUUACCUCAACCAACUUCAAACUUCUACUCUCAUUUUUACGUUGUUUUCAUUGUGCUUUUUCUAAUCUCCGUUUGUUCACUUUGUCCUUCUUCUUCUUUGCAUCCAGAGUGAUGAAGAAGACCAAAGUCUGUCGGCUUUUUAACUGUGAGUUUCGGUGUCGGUUUUUAUUAUAAAGGAAAUGGUGCUUUGAAGCAUUUUAAAGGCGUUUUUAAAAAUGGUUUUAUAUACAUGACUAAGAACAAAAAAAAAGAUGUGAUUAUUUAUUGUGAUCAUAACGAUUUCUAUUUAAUUCCUGGUGUAAGCCUGUUUACUGCAAGAUGAUAACCUGCAUUAUUAUGUGUUGGCGCUCAGAUUUUAUGUUUUCACAGUAGGACUAUGCUCUUUAUUUCAGCCAGUAGUUCUCUUCCUCUGGCUUUUACAUCGGUGCCAUGUUCACUGUAACCUUUGUUAAGCAAACUCAUUACACCACAUAAUGUAGAGAACUAAUAUUGUGCAUAUAUUUACUACAGAGUGUCACAUGUAGCAUCAUGCUUUUCCCUCCACUGCCGCCAACGUCUGCCGGCAGCGGAGGAACGAAAUGUACUUGUUUGGUUUGUUGUUUUUGUUUAUUUUCUCUAUGUCUGGAUGGUUUGUCUUUUAUUCACAGACAUGUAUGGCAUAUUAAGAAGCACUUUUUUUAUUUUCUUAACUUGAAAAAGGUCCCAAUCCAUAGGCCUGAAUAUGUAUGUACAGAUAGAGAUAUAUUGACACUUACGCAUGAACCCUGUCUCAUUUUCACAGUUUUCCUGCAUUCAUUAGAUUUUUCAUUCAUUCGGCUGAAAAUGGCAUUUAGGACAUUUUAAACGAGGAAUCAUGAAAUGCUGCAACAAUGAGGUGCUUAUCAUUACUGGCACUUAUGUUCAAAGGUCUUUCAUAAAGCACGAGUGUGAUUAUAGGAUUUUAAAAAACUGUGCAUUUGAAUGGUGCUAAACCGACCUCCAUAUCUUCUUCACCAGGUUUUCAGAUGUGUUAACAGAAUAUUCUUACGUCCAUCCUCUGGAUUUGAAUUUGCAAAACUGUGUUAGCCAACACUGAUUCAUCAAACAAUUUCUUUUCUCUGUUUUGUUGGAAAACCACUCAAACAUCACGACCCCACACGGACACUUACCUAAGACGAUUUCGGGUGCUCGGCCCUCAUGAAGACUUUGUUUACAGAUAUCUUUUUACAGGGUCUGAAAAAGGGGGGUUGGUGUCAACUCCUCGUGAAUCAGGUGUUUUUUUUACCCAUGAAUCUUUUCAUCAGUGAAAUUUCAGCACAAGAGAUGAAGAACGUUUCACUCAUUGUCACGCUAGAAAGCUGUGGGCUUUUAAACACUUGGACUUCUUCUUGGUGCUAAUCGGACAAGAUGUCGAGGUACAUGCAUUUAACCUGGUUCUAUUCUAAACAGUGGUGGCACGGUGCUUUUUUAAAAUAACUCGGCACUCACUGAUUUGAUAUUUUAAUCAACACAAAUGUAGUUUUGUCAUUUCUCUGGAUGGUUUCUCAACAUUAAUCCUGUUUUUCAAGUAUCAGUAAAAAAUAUAUUUUGCAGAUUUGCAUCUAGAGCUCAAAUGUCUUCCACAGAUAAAAGCGACCCUCCAGCAAUUAUCAGAACUCACAACACAACUGAAAAUGAAUGUAAACACUUUUUUAAGAUCAGUUUAUUUAGAAGGAAUAUUUUGGCAAAGCUACAGUUUUGAAUCUUUCUUUUUAUUUACUGUGUGUGGAACAGUCCACAUUCGACCUCUUUGUAUCGGCAAGAAACUAACAACUAGCACCAGCAUUCAGAAAUCUGAAAAAAACAAGUUUUAAUGAGUAGAAAAUGUGCAAAUAUGUAGGUGAACCAUAUUGUUUUUACUGUACUGUUAAUGGUGUUUAGACAAUGGAUGAUCUUGCUUAUUUUCAAACGGAAAUACUGUAUGUUACUGAAAAGUAUAUCCAGUUUAGACUUGAGAAGAGACUCAAUUUAGCAUUCCUUCUACGGAUGGCUGAUCUCUUUUGGGAUUGUGAAAUAAAGUCAUAUUUAUAUUUUGGACCUGA